AUUUUGUUUAAUUAUGACGAUUUACUGGGUUUUUUUUAAAGACAAAUAUCAUAUUGAAAAUUCCCGAAAAGUGAAAGGAAAGCAAAUAUUUUUGGAAUAAAACAUUUGAUGUUGUUUUUUUUAAAGUAUCGAUACCUCGUCUUCGGUAAACUAACAAAUAUUUUUAUUUCUACUUCAACCAGUGUUUUGAAUUUACACGUUUCACAAGCUCAGUGUUUUCAAUUAUCCAAACUACUUUUAUCAGAGAAAUUCUUUCGUUAAUAAGUGUUUUCCGUUUUACUUUUGGAAUAGUAAUAAGAAGCUAACACAUUAAAUUUUCUGAACAUUUUUGGAAACUUACUGCGUUAUUAUUUUGAGUUACUAGUUCUUGCAGAUUCUAAAGAAGAAUGAGCACAGUCGACUUGUACAAGAUUGUUAAUUCGUAUUUAGAUCUUUCACGGCCAGAAAGCAGAACAUUAACUAGAUUUGGAAAACCUCAGAUUCUGUUAAACAAGUUACAAUGUCAUGCAAUAAGAAACACAGAAAAGUGGAGUUCAACGAUUGAACCUGUAACUAUCUCAACUGAACCUUGUGACGUCUAUAGGAACGGCGCAGAACGUGCAAUUGAUGAAAAUAAAUCUUCUAUCAUAGGAGAGUGCUUCAAAAUAACGAAAGGUCUCGCUAAAGGAUAUGAGAAAAGCGUAAAAAUACAAGGACCUCGGGAAACUGGUUAUGAAAAGGUGAAAAUCAGACCUGGUAAACAGGAAACCGAUAGCACUGAAAAGUUUGAUAUCAGACUAAAUGCGAGCCACAGAACAAGAGGCAGAUCUGAAGCUGAAGUUAGUGAGAAGGAAUCCUGCUACAUAGGUAACUUUAAAGUUGAUGUUAAAUUAUACGGCAUGGUGAGAUUUUUGAGCGGCUCUGGUAAAUGUAUAGUCGAGAUGCCCUUUCAGCAGAUUGUGGCAGACUUAAAAAGAACUAGAAACCCUGGCGUGUCCAUGCUUCACGUGGACGAAAAAGAUGGUCUUCCCUAUUGUGUUACCUGGACAAUAGAGGGCGAGGCUCAAAUUCACUGGGAUUACACGCUUACUGUUGAUUGGGUGUGAACGAUCACUAAAAAAACAUAUCGUACAUUCCAUUGUAUCUUACUUUAUUAAGUAUGUUAUUUAUUAAAUAUAUUUUUUAUUAAAUAUCUUUUUAUUAAGUAUAUUUUUAUCAAGUUUUCUUUUUUUUUUUAUUAAGUAUUAUAUUUCAUUAAGUCCUAAUGAAUACAAUUUGCAAAACAUUCAUAUUAAAAUAAGAGUGAGUUAAAACACUAUUAUAAAUAGUUUGACAUUAAUAUUUUGUGAUUUUUGAAUGUCUUAUCUUCUGUUUUGAAGUAAAGUUUGUAGUAUAUAAGAUAAGAAAAUAAGAUUAAUAGAGAAGACUUUUUGAUGACAUCUUUUUCUUUUAAAUGUUAACAUCAUUAUUGCAAAAACGUCAUUGCUUAAUUGACGGUGAAAUUUUUUGUAAAUUUCCAAUAAUUACUACUAUUGUAUGUUUAUUUAUUUUUCAGAAACUUGUUUAAGAAAUUGAAUAUAUGCCUUGAUAUUUCUCCACUGCAACUUUUUAUUUAGUUUUAAAUAAAUAAAAACCCUAGUUGUU
Molecule: messenger RNA, 1623 nt
Organism: Biomphalaria glabrata
Lineage: Eukaryota; Metazoa; Mollusca; Gastropoda; Planorbidae
Exons: 6
Coding region: 387-1085 (232 amino acids)
Source: RefSeq, a predicted model, not a curated record